Molecule: messenger RNA, 930 nt
Organism: Cylindrotheca closterium
Lineage: Eukaryota; Bacillariophyta; Bacillariophyceae; Bacillariales; Bacillariaceae
Source: the annotation of a GenBank genome assembly
AUGACGAUGUCUUCUCCAACCAUGAUGGUGACUCCCUCGUCUGUAGACGUUCCUGUGAAUAUCCCUGCAGUGACCAAGCGAACAGGUCCGCAACACGAGAUUUCGGAGCGAUCCGCGUUUGCUGGUACUAUCACUACAGACGCGGAAAGUCUCUCCUUAUCCAGCGUAGGAUCCGAAUCGGAGAUGCAUCAUAUGGAUCGAUUGGGUGAGGGUCCGGAAGGAGCUGAAGCAACGGAAGCCAUUCAAGCAAGCACCAGUGAACUGGAAGUACCUGAUACAGCUUGUCCCUCUUCCAGCGGUGGUUCUUCCUCUCCCCCCACGCUUCCCACCUCUCCCACUCUGCCAUUGUCUUUGCCAUGUUCAAUUCUCAAGUGCCGCAACAGCGAUCGUGCUUCCAUUAAGGACACCAAACGCGCGUGGAAGUGCUUACCCAAGCCUGACUUGGAUAUCAUUAUUGGAAAUGCCUCUUCUUCCACAACUGAGAGUUCCAAUACAGCCAAUACAGCGAGUACAGCGUUGAACGAUGACUCUCCUCGCAAGGGUUUGGAAUGGGGAGUCGUUCAGAUUCGAAACUAUGCCCAAACGAUUGGUGAUAAUCCAUCGGUAUCGUAUGGAACACCAAUUCAGCUGGACUGGGACUACGAAGAGAACGAUGCCGUUCAACUGUUGGAAUACGAAACGAAUAGGGGCACAAGGCGUACGCUCAGACAAAUGGUCUUGAGCUACUAUCAUCGCAAGAAUGUACUUUCGUGGCAGUACGGACACACGGAGGCUGACAUUAAGGCUGCAAAGAAGGAGGCUAGCCGAACCAAGUUUAAGCGAGAAAUUACUUGCGGGCUCUUGAUGGCAAUGCCCGUGGAAGCUGCCGUGGAGAGUGCACGGCGGAAAACCAAACGAUACUUUCACAAGAAGGAAAACAAACAGGGAUAA